GAUAAACUGUGUUCUGCCCACGCCCAAGUCAGACACAAAACAGCUUCAGAGAGCUACAGAACACUGGAUCUCCGAGUUACUCACUUCGGAAAACCUUCACGAUGUUCCUUGCUAAAGCUUUGCUGAGUGGAGGAAGUGGAGGAAGAGGUAGCAGUCGUGGAGGAAGCCUUGCACGUGGCCUUGGAGGGCUCCUGACAGGAGGUGGAGGUGCAGGGAAUAUUGGAGGACUUGUUGGAGGUCUCGUCAACCUUAUAAGUGAGGCGGCAGCUCAGUAUAAUCCAGAGCCACCUCCACCUCCUCGCAAUCAUUUUACAAACGUGGAACCUCAGGAGAGUGAUGAGAUCAGACAGUUUCGUCGCCUGUUUGCCCAGCUGGCUGGAGAUGAUAUGGAAGUGUGUGCCACCGAGCUGAGGGACAUCCUGAACAAAGUCCUUUCCAGACACCAGGACUUGAAGGCGGAUGGCUUCAGCCUGGACACCUGCCGUAGCAUGGUCGCCGUCAUGGACAGCGACACGAGCGGCAAGCUGGGCUUCGAGGAGUUCAAGUACCUGUGGAACAACGUCAAGAAGUGGCAAGGUGUGUACAAGCAGUAUGACACUGCUCAGUCAGGCACUGUUGGGAGAGCCCAGCUGCCCGACGCCCUAAGGGCUGCGGGGUUCCAGCUGAACGAGCAGCUGUGCCACGUGAUCGUGCGCAGGUACGCCGCCGAGGACGGCAGCAUGGAUUUCAACAGCUUCAUCAGCUGCCUGGUGCGCCUGGACAGCAUGUUCAGGGCCUUCAAGUCCCUGGACCAGGAUGGAAGUGGCCACAUCAGGGUGACCAUUGAAGACUGGCUGCAGCUGACCAUGUAUUCGUGAAGACGUGGCAAAGAAGUGGCUUCGUGUGGAAGAUACACCUGGAGAACUGCACUCCUCUGCUGCACUGCUGUGGUCUUUGCCUUUAGUCUUUCUAAGGCAGAUGCAGCUUGCAGUAGAUGGCUCAGCUUCAAGUGUAGUGAUUCCUCUUGUGCAUGCUCUAGUCUGCUUUUCUGAGGGGUUUGUGUAGGCUGUUGAUUGGGCAGUUGCAUAAGUUCAGAAAAUUCUAAACUCUAAGGUUAGGGAAUAUGUUGGAAGGAUCAAAGUUAGUUACUGUUUCAUGUAAAGUGGCUUGUAUACUAGUGUAACUAUUACAUAAAAAAGCUCCUAAAUUUGUUGUUGAUGUUGCUGUUCUGACUUGUCAGCAGUCACUAAGCUGGAAUAAAGGCUGUUUGCCUGAAGGCA
Serinus canaria (Common canary) is the source of this 1259-nucleotide messenger RNA. RefSeq names its product calpain small subunit 2 (gene CAPNS2). The record is from RefSeq and is a predicted model, not a curated record. The transcript has a single exon. Bases 102 to 857 code for a protein of 251 amino acids. Gene Ontology annotation, molecular function: calcium ion binding. NCBI's taxonomy places the organism in Eukaryota, Metazoa, Chordata, Aves, Passeriformes, Fringillidae.